Molecule: messenger RNA, 6610 nt
Organism: Pocillopora meandrina
Lineage: Eukaryota; Metazoa; Cnidaria; Anthozoa; Scleractinia; Pocilloporidae
Source: the annotation of a GenBank genome assembly
AUGCUCGCAACCAACACUGAUUGCAGAAAUAAACAGCUUCCCUCAUACGCCGGCAACUUAGUGUUUGUGUUACCGGUCAAAAAUGAAACACCCAUCACUUACACGAUUAGGAUCACACUUUACCAGAAGGCAACAGAGUAUGAAGGUGAAUUUAACACAAUACGCCAUUAAUAAUUAGGACCUUGACAUUUUUAACUGAUAAUGACGACACUUAAAUUAAUGGUAAUUUAAUUAAUAACUUUAUACUAAGCGAGCGCAAUUCAAGGGCCGCACCGAGGAAUAUUGGCCCAUGAUUGUGGCAGUAGUUUAUUAUAUGGCAAGUAGACUAAACUUGUUUUUUUGUUUUGUUUUUUUUUUAAUUUGCCGGCUUUCGAGAAGAAAAAUCGGGGUUUAUGACCCUUUCCGUGGAAAUGGUCCGUAUGACAAAAUCCUGACCAAAAAGAACAAGGGAAUAUAAAAAGUCUAUUUUCUCUUGGUAAGAACCAGUCUCAACUCUCAGAACUCAAGAUUACCUAUGAUCAUAAUAACCAUUUUCAGAACUUGUUAUGGUGAUUAACUUUGCACUAUUCGUGAGGGAUUUUUCGUUCACUGUGUUAUAUAUAUAUAUAUAUAUAUAUAUAUAUAUAUAUAUAUAUAUAUAUAUAUAUAUAUAUAUAUAUAUAUAUAUAUAUUCAUUCAGAUAUAGAGUUGGACAUGAAGCAAUUGACUGUCAAGUCACAUGAAAGAAACACGAAUCUACGGGAUUAUCAAAGUGGAAGAACUGUAACGGAAGUAGAGAAGCCUUUACCAAGAAUUAAAAUGUCAGGUAUAUAAUACAAACGUUUAUAGUUACUUCGGCUUUAGCUCUGAAUUACGUAAAAUUUCAGUUAACACAAUUAAAUUUGUAAACUUCAUGUUUUUUUUGUUUGUUUGUUUGUUUCUUCUUUUUAUUUGACUAAGACAGUUCAGUUGUUUAAACGUAAUUCUAGCUCAAGUACACCGUUAUUUUGAAGAGUUCUAUAUCCGACCCCGUUAGGACUUGGCCGGAUGUAGUUGACAACUUUGGAAUCUCAACUGGAAAUUUUUCUUUCAAUCAUCAGUGUAGCGACAGCAAUGCUUAAAUGGAGUCUUCAACAGGCGCUCACUAUGGUCUUAUUGAAACUGAGAUAAGAAAUAGGCGAAAUAUUCGGGUAUUCGUGUGAACACCGUUUCCUAAAACUCUCCCGGUCACAUAUCUUGUUAAAAGUAAAAUUUUGUACGUGAUUCACCGUGUUCCGUAUCAAAUCACGUGUCUUGAGUCUUUACGCGCUUUUCUUUCGUCUGUCGUUUGGAAUGAAGUCUAAAAAAUACCAAAAAGUGUUGACUCUCAAUCUCGCUGAAAAUUAAGUCGUGAAGUUUAAGUCUUAGGAAUAUUUUCGUUUGACACAUUUUUGAAGUAAUAAGGCGCUUUCAAUUUUUUUUUAAAUUUUAAUUAACACUACCUCGCGCCAAAUAAACACAUUUCCAAAAUGUGCAAUUUCGUCAACUUUUCGUUCACUUUUGAUUAUAGGUGUUUUGUCAAAGCAGAGUGGAAAAACCAUAGUGAUGCACUUUCAGAAACUUGGUGAUAAUGGUUUGUACUUUUCUUUUACAGCUACUAAAUACCAGUGCAAUGAAAACAUGGAAGGAAGAAUACAUUUUCUUAAGGAACAGCGAAGACAGAUUUAACUACUCAUAUAUCAAAUUGUCGUUAAAUUUAAUUCCCUUUGGUCGAUUAUAAUUUCAGGUCAAUACAAUCAGUUUCUGAUAGAUAAACAGAAGCUUACUGACCGUGUCGAUGGAAUUGUGAGGUAUCAAGACCUCUACUUAGCUGUUCGUUUGGAGGUAAGGCUUCUAGAGGCAUUACAAUGUCCUGGCGUGCAUUAAAAAGCGAGAAUGAUAUCUUCGGCUAUGCCUCCUAGGGAUCGUGAUUAAGGCAAUUGCCUUAUUCAGCUCUUCAGCAAAACCAUCAAAAUUUCUGCAAAUGCAAUUGGCGCAUUAGCUGCUUUAUUUUUGAGUACUUAUUCUGUGCAGUUGCAAUCGGACAGAGUAGUCGAGGAGUUGGCUGUAAUCGGACACCUGUAAUCGGACAGUUGAAGCAGUCAAUCAUACUAAAUCCACCUAUCACAGAAUUGAUUGCAAAUUACCAUAGCAACACUUCCUUACAAAACUGGCAAAACUCCAAAAUGGAGGAAUAUUUAAUUAAGUCAAUGUCUUUACUAAAGAUAUUUUUCCCAAGGAUUCAGAAACGAGGAACUCGGCUGACUGGUUUUCAGGUUUCAGCCAGGAGGCCAUUUCCGAUACCAAGGUCGCGGUAAAUUCAAACAAAAAAUAAAUGUGUCUGUGACAAAAAUACAGAGCAGUUAAAGGCUCCAAGUGAUGGGCUCCUGGCUUACCUCAGUCGGUUCUCUUAACUAUGCUGUUUUUUACAGUUGCGUUAUUUAUUUUUUUCCGUUGUCACCGUUACUUGAACUAUCAUUUCUUGCUACGGGGUAUUGCUAUGAAGAUGAUUAAAUUAAUCUUAUUUUUACCACCCUUAUUUUUUGGUGAAGGAAGCCAUAAUGCAGUUCGCUCAGAACAAAAUGGAUGACUGUUUAGCCAUUUGCCGAGAUGUUGCUGCACGUGCCAAUCGUUCUAACUCAGGAAAUUGGCCUUUUCUAAUGACGAAAGCAUAUUACAUCAUCUCUGCCAUACAUAGACAGGCAGAAAAUUUUGACCUUUCCGCGGAGUACAUGGAAAAUUCCACGGAGGUAAGAUAGCACUCUCUUUCACUUGACUCACGUUCAUACACAAUUGAAUGAUGGGACAUGUAUGAGAGCAGCGAUUGAUCAGCGGACUUAACCAAGCUGUAAAAACUUGACUAGGGAGAGGUCACUCAAGUGAACACACGCCUGCGCGUGUGCAAACGUUGUAAUGACAAGGUGGCGUGCUUUCAGUAUGACACUUUUUGGUAAAGCUCAAAACGGAAUGGUCAACAGGACACCUGUACUUGAAUAAGCCUUGCCUCGUGUCAAAAAGUCUCGAGUUUCCCUUUUGCCUACUUUUGUUUCCUUUUAGAGAUAUCUUUGAACAUUUCAAUUAUUUUUUGCUUAUUUUGCGAUUGUAUAUUCUAUAUAUUUUCGUUUGAAAUUCUGCGUGGGAAAUUGGAGUGUGUGAGACCCGAAUUGAUUCCCUUGUGCAUACCCAAUGUUUAACCGCUGCGUUGGUUAACAAGAGCGCAUAAUAAUAGCCUCCUGUAUUUACUUAUUUUUAAAAUCAAGGAAACCCAAACCUGUGUUGAUGAAAAUGUUACACCUUAUCUUUCCCCAAAUUUAAAGCUGGAGGUACACGAAAAAAUUAAAAAUUAUAUAUAUAUAUAUACAUAAGUUCAAGAAUUAAAGACGACGCAUCGAUUAUCUGUGACUCGCAACUAAGUGCUCGUCAGACAGAGCGCGAAACUCAGAGUUACAGAGAAUCGAUGCGUCCUCUUCAAUUCUUUAACUUAUGUAUACUUAGCUAUGCUACCACAGCAUUAAGCACUUUAUGCCAAGGUAGACUCUGCCCCCACAUUCAUAUAUGUAGAGAGUAAAAAAAUGCGAGGAUGGACAACUUCUGACGUAAAAAAGAUAAAAAAUUAAAUAAAAUCGUUUCGGUCAGAGACCUUCUUCAGUUAUUUACCAGUCAGUUACAUAUUUAGGUAAAUAACUGAAGAAGGUCUCUGACCGAAAUGUUUGUAUUAAAUUUUACGUCAGAUGUUGUCCAUCCUCGCAUUUUUUUACUCUCUACGUUCGUAUUUGCUGUGAGGUUUGGACUGCGAAUCUUUAUUUAUCCUCCUGGUGCGGUGCACCUUUGUUGGCCUGAGAGUUCUAAUAACAAUUAUAUAUAUAUAUAUAUAUAUGUCUGUAUGUAUGAUUUGGGGAUCAAACAACAUUUCCUUACCAUAACUGGCCAGGAAUCCAUCACGUGACCUGCAAGUAGCUGUCUACUAAUAAUAAUCUCUUCAUGCGUAAUGUAGUCUGAUUGUGUUUUGCUGUAAAUGAUAUCGAUGUUCUACUCAUGCGUUAAUGUGUGCACUCUCAUCCUUAAGAAUUGGCCGGGUUCCCUCCCUUUUUUCAGAUGGUAAUUUCUGUAAGUAAUCAGAAAAAAAGAACGUAAACUAUUUCCUAGCUUCUUCGGCUCUUGUCUUCACGCCAGCUCUUCUCCCUCUCUUUGGAUAGCCUACGACCAUCGUAAAGGGGAAAGAGUGAGUCACUUCGUUAGAAAAGAAUCCGUGAAGAGAUGUAACUCCGCUCCGUUGACUCUGCGAGGGUUGUGAUGCUUGAGCGGUUCCAAGGAUUGCGAUGAAAAUAACUCCAAAAUGGAGCUCAAAACGGACUACAUACGAACAGAAAGGGCGCAAAUCAGUAUGAAAUAAUAUUUCUAACGAGAGAAAUGAGUAAUGAGAGUAACGAGAGUAAUGAGAGUAAUGAGAGUAAUGAGAGUAAUGAGAAUAAUGAGAAUAAUGAGAAUAAUGAGAGUAAUGAGAGUAAUGAGAGUAAUGAGUAAUGAGUUAAGUCUAUCUAACUAUACUUAUUCUAAUGAAGAUAUGUUUCAUCUAUUCGUUUGAAUCAUUUCAUGGCCAGUGCCUUGAAGUUGCUUGCGUGAGUGAAGAGACCGCUGUCAACAAGUACAACAAAGCAGCGUUGAUACAAGCCAAAUCAGCUGCCAUUGGAAUAACAUCAGAAGAAGAUCGAGAAAUCGAAGAAAUUUUCGAGGAUGUUAAGAUAAUCUGGGCACAACAGGAGCAGAACGAUAGCAUGCGCUGCAUCAAUAGGAUGAGCAUCAGGAUGAUCUACCACUAUUUAAGUUCCUCCCGCCAAAAGUUCCCAGAUCCAAGGUAACGAGUUGCGAUAAACAAAUCAAAGAAUACUCAUGGCCAACUCGUGCACAAAAUACUUAAACUAUAGAUGAAACAUGGUUGUGAACUUGUAAUUACUGGUCUUGCAGCAAUGCAAGGUUGCUCCUACCUCCAUAGACAAUAUUCCAGAAAAACAAAAUUAUCCAUUUCACUCUUCAGAAUAUUUAAAUGUUACGAAAAGUAUCCUGCGUUUAUCGAAUUUCUGUUUUCAAAAUCACCUCAAAUUUAGACGCUGUGAUCCAAAUCCUUCUUCACCUGCACAAGCCAAAUUCUCAUAUUUUCUAUUUUUAUGUCACGUUUCGCCUCACAGGUGCUAAUUACCGUGUGUGACUCAUUUGCAUAUCCCGGGAAAAAAAAACUCGUUUCACAAGUUAAAAAAUAGCUUUUAAAUACUGGGACGACAUGACCCAACGAAAAUCUUCGAUUCAAUUUCUUUUAUAAUCUCCUAUUUGCACUUCACCCAACUUAUCGAUCUCGUUUCGCAGCCAAUUAAAGACACGUUCGAGUCGUAUUCCAGGUUCAUGUGCAGGCCUAGAUUGCCCAGUUCCAGGAUCUAUAUAUAGCUAGAUUCCUAAAAAUACGCACUUGUUGGAUCGUUAACAAGGGUUUUUUUCCAUUUUUACCAUUCGUUUACAGAAAGGAUGUUUCCGCUGUAAAUAUUGCUAAAGCAGACCGUAUAAUCAAGGAAGUUGAAAACAGGUUGCUUCCUCAGUGUAAAAAAAGAUUCGAGGCAAAUUUCCUUAUUGCAAAGGCAGAUUCCUCCAUUCGCAAGGCGCUGCAACGGGAUACAGAAUUUACAGAACAAGAAAGAGUUGCAUACUUAAGAGAAGGUAAACUGUUUGCCUUACGUUGUACGACAGGUCCAACAAAUAGAUAGAUGAAUCAUGACAUGCCCAUGCAUAGCGUUGCUUCACAUGAAAUCAAAUCACAUCAUGUGCAGGAAAUAUCAAAUGGCUGCACUGAGAUACGAAGUGUCAUUGAUACAUCGAUUUCAUUGGAGACAGUACAAAUGCUCGGCAUACUCGACAUACUCGUUUCCCACGCACGGCCAUUUAUAAGCUUUUGAGUGGUCCACUGUGAAAUAUCUUAUGGGAGGCAAGUGGGAUAUCGUACUGUAUACACAGCAAAGUUUUGCAUGACUAUGCCGCGCCACAUACACGUAUUAUAUGACCUCUUGGUAGAAAUCAUUAGGAAUCCCUUUGAAGUAGUUUUUUUCUUUCUACGUUUCUUUAGACGUAUUUCUCUCCUUUCCUUCAUGUUGCAAAUUGCUAAAAAUGCACUUUAUAUAUGAAGCUAUUCUCAUCCAUAACCUGAAUAAAACUUGAAAAGGUGCAUUAUAACGGAAGGUUGGGUGUUACAUUAUAUACAUAAUAUAUGUGUGAUAUCAUGAAUUACUAUAUUUCCAUGGACUUUAUUUCCUAUAGCAAGGUUAAAGGCGUUGAAUGUCAUCAAAAGAGUGAACAUGAUAAUUCUAAUCUUACUCUUCCUUAAUCGAUAGCUGAGAACGUUCUCAAUCAAGCAGAACAAAUAUCCAGAGAUCUUAAAAUGCAAAACGAAAUACAGGGAAUAAAUGACAGAAGGCAUAACAUCCAAAUUCUUCUUCACCGAGGCUUCUGGCUCCAACCAAGACCGGGCCAAGUGCAGCCGCAACGAAGGCCUGAAGAGAGGAACACAGAUGAUAUUGAUGAUCUACUGGAUAAUUUGCUUCUAGAAGAGGAAGGAGGCAACAGACGAUGA